AGCAGUUGGGCAAGCGUCGCUGCUCAAACAUGUGGAAGUUGGUGAGCUACUACACCCUGUGCGUCUUUGUGUGCUCCCAUCUCCGUUUGACGAGCGUUUGGGCGGACGAUGAGGUCAAGAUCGAAGUGGUGUACCAGCCCGAGACGUGCGAAAAGAGGAGCAAGAAGGGAGACCUGAUGAACGUCCACUACGACGGCUUCCUCGCCAAAGAUGGGUCGCAGUUCUACUGCAGCCGACACGACAAAGCCGGCCACCCGCAGUGGUUCAUCCUGGGUGUGGGACAAGUCAUCAAGGGCCUCGACAUUGGGAUGGUCAACAUGUGCGCGGGAGAGAAGAGGAAAAUAACCGUUCCAUCGGCCUUGGCCUUUGGAGAGAAAGGCAAAGGUCCUGUCCCACCCAAUGCGACAGUGGUAUUUGAGGUGGAACUCUUCUCCGUGUCCAGGGGUCCACGCAGCAUGGAAGCUUUUGGACAAAUAGAUGCCGAUAAAGACCGAAGUCUCACAAAGACCGAGAUCAAAGAGUACUUGAAGCUGGAGUUUGAAAAAGACGGCAAGCCACGAGACGACUCCUUCUACGAGAAGAUUAUCACAGACAUCUUCCGCAAGACCGACGGCGACAAAGACGGUAUCAUCAGUGCCAAUGAGUACAACAUUUAUCAACAUGAUGAGCUCUAGUCCUUUCUACUUGUAGUAUAUUGAAGGAGUUAUCAUUUCUUCUCUGGCCCGUCACCCCCCCCCCCCCCCCCCCCCAUUUUUUUUCAUCUACAAUGUGUUUUGGGGUCUGAAGGCACCGAAGUUUUAAAACUUUUUUUUUUUAAUCUGUAUCAACACAGAGGGUGCUUCAUUUUGUACAACUGAAAAUAAUCUUUAAUACCACGCGAUCGAGGUGCUUUUAUCAAGUUAUCUAUUGUGUUACAUUUUGUUUCUAAGGAACAGCAAUAAUAAAUGGACCCGGGAGUGUUUAUCUAAAAGGGUCAGAAAACGGAAAUAAAAAUCCUUCAAAACACUGUUUUAAAUUUUUUUUUAGGAACAACAAGCAGCUCCCUGGGUCAUUGGAACAAAUGACCCGGGUUAUGCCUACUUAUGCAAAACUGUUAGGCACAGAAUAGACCCCCCUAAAACACCGUUUUGUUUGGUUUACAGGAAGGGCAAACAUUUGACCCAGGGUGUGUCUAUCCAAGUGUCAUAAACAAUAACACCCCCCCCCCCCCCCCCCAAUAUUGUUACUUUUGUGUCUCAGGAACAGCAAUUAUGUCGCAGGGUAAAUCUGAACCAGUUGUGUUUAAUUGUCCAAAAGUGUCAGAAAUGGGGGAAACAAAAUCCCAAUAAACAUGUUUUUAUCUUGUAUCAUGUUUUUGCAUUAUUGUUAGCAGUGGCGUUAACAAUGAACUCCACUACUAACCAUUGUAUUACAAUUACUAUAUGUGAAAUGGACCAUUUACUAUGUGAGAGUUGAGUCACUGAUGGUGUAGUGGUACAGUGGUGGUGUAGUGGUACUCGCCUGACUUUGGUGCAUGGGUUCAGUUCCCACUCAGUGACUGUGU
Molecule: messenger RNA, 1543 nt
Organism: Phycodurus eques (leafy seadragon)
Lineage: Eukaryota; Metazoa; Chordata; Actinopteri; Syngnathiformes; Syngnathidae
Gene: fkbp7
Product: FKBP prolyl isomerase 7
Exons: 4
Coding region: 30-674 (214 amino acids)
Molecular function (GO): peptidyl-prolyl cis-trans isomerase activity; calcium ion binding
Source: RefSeq, a predicted model, not a curated record